AAUCUUCAAGAUCCGCAUAAUGUCUACGUAACAGCUUAUAAUGAAGCUCAGAAAGUGUUUAGAAAUCCUUUUGUUUCUCUUAUUUCAAUUGAACACAUUCCGAUCUUGAGACGGCUAGCAUUUAGUAAAAUUGAUAGAUUAAAUUAUUUAUUCGAGGAUUUGAUUAAAGAAAAACGUAAAUAUUUAGCUGCUGGACAAUCUAAUGGAGAUCUUUUGGAACUUAUGUUAAAGGCUUGUGAAGAUCCUGAUAAUCCAACAAAAGCCAGAGAAGAGGUCUUAAAAAUACUUGGUGAUGAUCUAACACCAUCGGCAGAACAUCAUGCGUCAUUAAAGUAUUUAAAUAUGGUUAUUCGUGAAAAUCUUAGAUUAUAUCCUCCA
This is a messenger RNA of Racocetra fulgida, 378 nucleotides long. The record is from the annotation of a GenBank genome assembly. NCBI's taxonomy places the organism in Eukaryota, Fungi, Glomeromycota, Glomeromycetes, Diversisporales, Gigasporaceae.